CCGCCGCAUGACAGUUGUAUAGGGAAAAUUAAGAAUUAUGAAGUAGGAUAUUUUUCCAAUUUAUUGUGUUUAAAUGACAGCAGGAAAAGAAACCAUGGGAGAGCAGCCGAUUUUCACGUGCAAGGCGCACGUGUUCCACAUAGACCCGAAGACGAAGCGAUCCUGGAUGUCAGCCAGUUCUGCGGCGGUCUCCGUGUCGUUCUUUUAUGAUUCGUCACGGAAUCUGUACCGCAUCAUCAGCGUCGAAGGCACCAAGGCCGUCAUCAACAGUACGAUUACAGCCAACAUGACAUUCACUAAGACUUCGCAGAAGUUCGGGCAGUGGAGCGAUGUGCGGGCGAACACCGUGUAUGGACUGGGAUUUGCUUCGGAAGCUGAAUUGGGAAAGUUCAUAGAGAAAUUCCAAGAAGUGAAGGAGGCAAUACAGGCGCAGCAAUGUGGAGCAACAGCGAAAACUACGAACGGCUCUGGUGCCGCGACGCCCGUGGCGUCGGCCACUGCUAGCCCGCUGCUGGCGGCACGAGCCACUACCGGGGAGGAACCUCCGGCGCUUUCACCGGCACAGUUCCCAGUUCCAGUUUUGGCGGAGCAACUUGGCCGCGAUACCCGAAGGCCAAAAGUAGAAAAUGACGAAAUGAUGGUACACCAGCGUGCCCACUCUGUAUCAUCAACCCUGCAGACGGUGUCGCAGGGCGGGUACGCGACGGUGGGCCGCGCGCCGCGCGCCGCGCCCGCCGCCGCGCCCGCCGACGCCGCCGACAGCGGCGAGCAGCUCAUGCGCUACGAGAACGACCGCCUCAAGCUGGCGCUCGCGCAGAGCUCGGCGAACGCUAAAAAGUGGGAGGUGGAAUUAGCUACAUUGAAGAGUAACAACCUUCGACUCACGGCUGCUUUGCAAGAAAGCACUGCCAAUGUUGACGAGUGGAAGCGACAGCUCCAUCAGUACAGGGAAGAAGUGGCUCGUGCAAGACACUACGCUACGGGGAAGGGUGGAGAAGCAAACGAAGUAGAUCAAUUACGACAACGCGUCGCGCAGCUGGAAGCUGAGUUAGCGCAGAAGAACGAAGAGCUCCUACAGAUUACGAAGUCUAAGAAAAGCGAACAGGAUGAAGAGGCUAAAUUAGCUCAAAGUCAGCUAGAGCUGGCGCUGGCUGCUCAGGACGGACAGCGGCAAGUGAUGCACGCGAUCAACGAACAGCUGGCGAGGCAGAUUACCGAACUGACCACCAUCCACCGCGAGAUCAGCACGGCGCUGCAGACAUGAGAGCGGCGCCGCCUGCCGCUGCUGCUGCGCGACCGGGACUGAACCGCGACCGGUGCUCCGACGGUGCGAGAGUUAUUUUAGACGGUACGUCUGUUUGUAUUGACGACUCUUUGUUUUGAUAUUCAUUUAUUAUAUGAACUUCGACCUUCAGAAUUCGAUGUAUGGUAGAAGUGGUAUUUAUAUUAUUUUACUCGUAAUUUGUCUCAGUUUAUACGAAAUGUACCGCCCCCCCCCAUUUCAAUUCAAAAUACAAAAUUGGGAGAGUCGCUUACCUAAUUUAUCUUACUUUACGCAGCGUACUUGUAUAAGUCCCUAACAUUGUUCUGCCCAAUAGAUGUCGAUGAAUUGAAAAUUAGAUGUCAAUUUAAUAUAUUAUAUUGAUAAAUAAUUACCAAGUAUGAUUCUUAACUAAUAUUAUUUGGUUUCAAGUAAUUAUAACAUUUAUAAUGUAUGAGAAAGUAUAAACAGUAAGGAUCUGUAUACUUUAAACUUUCGCGAGGUAAUAUACAUACAUACAUUUUAUAUAUUAUAUUCGCGAUCUAAGUCAGCUCGUGACCUUGACAGAUGCAACUCUGUCGAAACGAUUGACAGUCUUCGAUGAAUAGAAUAGUUAAAUAAAUGUUCGAUAUUUAAAGAACCAUGACUGAAUGUACGAAUGAAAUUCCAAGCGGAGUGCCUCUACGAGACAAAGUCACGUAUGAAAGACUUGAAAAGUUCAACACGUGCGACUUAAGUAGACCCUCCCCGCUCCCCCGCGCGCCGCUUGUGUCCCCCGCCGUCGGUACCGCUGGCAAGUUUGUUACCUUUGCGUAGUACGUCAGCAACGCGAGGUGACUAGUUCAGACUGUUCAGACAGAUUUUAUCCAUACUGAACAUAUUUGAUACCAUUUCUAGUAUACGAUCAGUUCUGAAGACAUUCGUGAAGUAAUACCGCAAUUUUAUAGUUCGCUAUGUUUUAAAAUGCAAUAUAAUGCAAUUAUAUUAUGAAACGAUUGAUUUAUUUGUUUUGUAUAGAUGAAAUGUAAGCGUUCGUAUGGCCCACCGUUGAUUUACUAAAUUGUUCCUCGAUAUGGCCAUAUUGAUUGUUUUUUUUUUAUUAUCUGUUAUUGAAAAUAACUUGACAAUUGUAUUCAUAUGCUAAAAUUGAUAUUCAUUAAAAUUAAUUUAUCGAAAAAAAAGUAAUAUAUGCUUAUUAGAUAAUUUGAUAAUUCGCUGUAAUCAUAAUUUUAAUAUAAAGCAAUUCGUAUUAAAAAUAAAAAGAAUAUUCUUUAUAAUUCUCUCCCUUAUUUCUCGAUUUAAUUCACUAAAAGUCUGUAUAACUUUAUCUUGCACUAAUUCUAGACUAUUUAUGAUAUUUUAGACAAUAUUGUGUCGGUAACUCUUGUACACAGACUCUAUAAUAAUUUGAAAGGACUAAUAGUAUUUCUAUCUUUUUCAAACACAUUAAUAAGAAAGAGAUAGCAAUAUUCCUAUUCCGGUGAAGAUGGUGUUGCUCAGAGAUUGUGUACAGCAGAUUGUGUCCGUAAUGUUGAAAAACUAAACAAUUUUCCAUUUAAAAAUAUACACAAAUGUCCUAAGUCUGCUAUUAUAUAAAUAUUAGUUUGAGUUAAUUCUUCUGCUAUUUCUACUCGGUGGCUAUAUAACAUAAGUAUUUGAUACCCACCUUUAAUAGUAUAUAAAUAAAGAUUAAAAUCGUGCGAACACGAUGCCAUGCCAAAAAAAAAUAUACUAUUAUGAAAGUAGUAAUAAAAAAUCUGGUUGCACGUAGAAAUACCGAUUUAAUUAAUAAUUUCGACUAUUUUCGCCUGGUUUUUCAAAGGGCAGUGUGAAAUGUGUAGAAUAUUUGAUAAGUAUUCCUUAUUAACUUUAAAGUUGGGACGUGAACUAAUUAUGUGCUUUUAAAUUGGACCGAGGGUUGUCGCGCCAAAUCAAAACGUAUUAAGUUAUUUUAUUUGUAAACAAUUAACUAUGACAAUUUCUAUAAGGUUAUUAUUUGCAAGACGUGACUUAAGACUUUGUUUGUUAAACUUAAAAAAUGAUUAAUGAUUUUUGUAAUUCAUGAUUCUAUUCGAGAUGUGCCCAGACUGCAUGAAUACUGUGCAACAUUUUGUUGAGUGAAGUAACUCAUUUCGUGUUAUUUAUUCGACUAAAACUGCGUGAUAUCGUUUAUCACGCAGUUUUAGUCGAAUAUUUCAAAAGUGUCAUACAAGAGACACGAAUAAAACCACGAAAUACGAAAAAAAAGGUGAAUAUAGUACAAUUUGGAGAAGUACAAUUUGGAGACAAUGAAUAGUGGGCACAUUUCGAGAUAAAUAUCGAUUUUUCUUACAUACUCGAUUUAUAAUUAAUUCAUUGUAAUGAAAUUUAGGCAAUUCAAUAAACGAGCUGGACGAGAAUUUAAAAGUUUAGUCACAUUUCUUGAAAUGAGAAAGCAGGAUAGAAAGAGUAGAGAGAAAGAGAGCUAAAUAUUUAAGAAGUUUCACUUUCAAGUUAUUGCUAAGUUGAGUUAAUUGAAAAUAAAUGAUCUAAGAAAACAAAAACAAUACAUUAAACUAGUCUUAUAUAUUAAAUAAAAUCGUCUUUUGUUCAAAACUAUCUUGUCAAUUAAAUUUGUAUCUUUCAUUAAGAAUUUUGAUUGAACUAAGAGGAAUGUACACGAAACUGGUGAAUCUUUACUAAAGAUUACGGACUUAACCCUCGAAUGAGCAUUCAUAUCUUAAGGAAAAAGAGUGGCUUUUUCUCAGCUAUAAAAACGCAUUCCUCUAUCUCUUAAAUACGUAAUCUGACAUCAGUAACAUCAACUACUUUUAAAAGUUACGAAUUACCAUCAGGUGCCCCAUAUAUACCAUAUAUGGGGCACCUGAUGGUAAUUCGUUUCUACCGCCCAUAGAAAUGGGCAUCGUUAAAACAUCUGUAACAUCAUCAAUACGCCAACAACCUUGGAAACUAAAAAUAUUAUAUGUCCCUUGUGCCUGUAGUUACACUGGCUCACUCACACUUCAAACGGAACACAAAUAUGAAAUACUAAGUAUUGCUAUUUGCCGGUAGAAUAUGAGUUGAGUGGGCCACCACAAGGAUAAAUUAAGUUUUGAUUUGGCGCGUAAUAACUACAUUAUCUAUAAAGAGAACUGUUAAGUCUACUACGGUUGAAUUUGGACUGGAGACUCGAGAAUGAUAGUUAAAUAAAAUAUGAUAUUAAUAACAUAGUAUUAAGCGUUUAUAACUAUCGUAACUAUAUGAUUCCUUGAAACUCGGAUCUGUAUUGCAUUUCACUAUAUUAUUUUGACUCGAUAUUAUUUAUCUAUACAAUUAGAUAUAUACAGUCGUUGUAUGAAUUUAGUAUUUCAUAGAACGUUUUUUUUUUUUUUUAUAUAUAUUAUUAUAUUUGUUUAGUAAUAAUAGCUGUGCAUAUAUUAAAUUUCCACUCGAAAUUUGUUAGUGAAAUUAGUGUUUCUUAGUUAUACUAUGUGUAAUAUAAAAUUGUACCAUUCCUAGUCUUAAGUACAACUAAUCAUCACUCUGUCCGUCUAACAUUUACCGGAUAAAGUUAAGAUUUCUUUUUACUUUUUUUUUUUAUUUUUUUUUUUCGAAACCCUGUAUUGCAUAGACCCCUUAGCAAAUUAGUGAACAUCAUUUAACAGAUAAUAGCUACCUGGAAUGAUGUAUUUAAUAAAUAUAUUUUAAUAUUAAAUCGUUUUAAUUAAGUUUAUACAGGUUUACUAGUUUCUUCUUUGUAUUUUAUAUAUUAUAUAGUGAAUAUUAUUUCUAUUUUUAUUGAUUUAUAACUUUCUUCGAACCAGUCAGCUAUUAUCUGUUGAAAUGUUAAAAAAAAAAACAAAUGAUAUCAUAAAAAAGGCUGAGGACACAAUUUUUAAAAUAUACAAUGUCUUCUAAACAGGGUACUUUUAUUUACUGUUGUGUACGUUUUGAAUAGUGAUGUUGUUAUUCGAUUUUUAACUCUCGUCUACAUGAAACAGAGUACAUUUUCGUAGUGACAGUUUGUUGAAAAAAGUUUUCUUAUACAAACUAUUACUGAAACUUGUCCCAAUGUUUCGGAACACUAGCCUGUAUUAUAUAUAUUCGAUGUAAGAUAUGUUAACCUUCUGUGCAGUUGUUAAAUAGAUGAUACACGAUUUAUUUGUUAGUUAAAUAAAAUAAUAAUAAUAAUAAUAAUUAAAUAGUUUCUAGUGAAAUUUAAUGUUUCAUAGUCACACAAUAUUUAUUUGUACAUGGUAUAUGUUUCACAGUAUAUGUAAAAUUAUAUAGAUAAAUUAUGUAGACAGAAUUGAUCUGUUAUUUGAAUGUACUAUAGGCAUAGUCUAAGUGUUAAUUUCUAAUAAACCGGUGUUGAGUGUGAUUACAAUAUAUACAGAUUAAAAAUUAACAAGAAUAAAUAAAAUAGAAUCGGUUUAAUAAAAUUAUAAAUGUAAUCUGGCUGGAGAUUACAGAUGAUAAAUUAAAAAUAGUUAAAAACAAUAAAGCACAGAUUAAAAAUAAUAAUUAAUUGUCAAAGGGACAAUGACCUGUUGUUAUUUCUCCCACCGAUUCUUUUCUUUAAUUGGAGUGCCAAUGUUAAAGGUUUUUUGUUGCGUUAAGUUAAAUAUAGCUUAAUCAAAACGGGUCGUUGUUUCUUUUCUAUAUGUAUUGUUGUAUUGUAAUCGCAUUAUAGAUUGUAAUUAUUUAUUAUUAGAUAGUCUGCAUUGCGUUUGUUAAAAUAUAUUUUAAAAAAAUGUCUAUAGAUUAUUUAUUUAUAUUUAAAUUCUAUUAAUUACCAUAAUCUAACGAAGUAAAUUUCAUAGCAUUUAUUUAUUGUAAAGGAUUUUUUUUAUAGACAAUAUUUGUUUUUUAUUUCGUGCAAAACUUUAACUGAUAAUAAUUUCUAUAUAUUUUCUCUAAUAAUAAAGAUUUAUAUUUGGUGCUCCCCUAUUUAUCAUAGAUUAUAAUUUUCUAAAAUAUAAUUUUAGCAUAAUAACGAUAUAGUUAAUGAGAUUAGUAUGAUAUGUAUAUUCAAAUGCAGCGCAGACUAUCCUAUGUGUACGUACGUUAUCUUCCAUUAGAUUCGUAGUCGCUGUGAGCUACCA
Messenger RNA from Vanessa atalanta (red admiral), 6345 nucleotides. It is a transcript of the gene homer, whose product is annotated as homer protein homolog 2. NCBI's taxonomy places the organism in Eukaryota, Metazoa, Arthropoda, Insecta, Lepidoptera, Nymphalidae. The transcript has 11 exons. The record is from RefSeq and is a predicted model, not a curated record. Gene Ontology annotation, cellular component: dendrite; plasma membrane; cytoplasm. Bases 74 to 1264 code for a protein of 396 amino acids. Gene Ontology annotation, biological process: regulation of store-operated calcium entry; G protein-coupled glutamate receptor signaling pathway. Gene Ontology annotation, molecular function: G protein-coupled glutamate receptor binding.